AUGGCGCAACAUAACCUCAUAGAGGCUCUAAAAGACUUGGUGGAUACUAUUGCAACCUCAUAUGCUGAUCUGUUGGGAGAGCAGCUUACUGAUAAACAUCGUCAAAGGUGUUCACGAGUGUGCAACGAUACCAUUGAGUACUUCAAAACAAUAUUACUGGAUCCUGGGACAACAAUUCAAGUGAGACGAAGUGUUCAAGCACACAUCAACCAACUUAACUGGUUUGCCGAUCAGUUCUCCAGACUCGGUAACCAAGUAGUUGGUGGAGACCUCAACCAAGGAAACCUGGAGAAUGCUUUCGUUGGUAACAUCCAGACUGGAUGUGUUAUCAACCAGCGUCACAAAGAUCCAGCAUCAUUUCUCCAGGCCUCACGGGACAUCAUCAUCAUCAAGGUACAGAGUGUCUUGAGAGAUCUGGCAGGGCUGAAAGUGAAUGUGGAAUUCUUCUGUAAAUUCCGGAAACCACAAGAAGAUGUAGAAGAGCGAAAGUCUUUCAUCACCAAAAGCCGUGAGAUUCUCCCUGCCACAUCUCUUCAGGAUUGGUACACUGAGCAUGUGUACGAGAAGUUGAAGCAGCGAAUUGAAGAUUUUGAACAUGAGGGUUCCGGAUGGAGUCUGCUUGGACCGAACAGCUUGAUGGUGACUAUGUCAAGAUUCGCACCAACCCAAGUUGGGAACUCCACCUUCGUCAGAUUGCCCAAGGAUAUUGUCAAGAAGAAGCGUGCGGUUACGAACAUCCAGAACGAUGAUGAGUUCUGCUUCCUGUGA
Cotesia congregata is the source of this 768-nucleotide messenger RNA. NCBI's taxonomy places the organism in Eukaryota, Metazoa, Arthropoda, Insecta, Hymenoptera, Braconidae. The record is from the annotation of a GenBank genome assembly.